This is a messenger RNA of Uranotaenia lowii, 713 nucleotides long. RefSeq lists its product as uncharacterized. The coding region runs from base 47 to 457 and encodes 136 amino acids. The transcript is spliced from 2 exons. The record is from RefSeq and is a predicted model, not a curated record. Lineage: Eukaryota; Metazoa; Arthropoda; Insecta; Diptera; Culicidae.
UCCGAGUGGGCAGUUUUAGUGGUUUUUGUCUUCCGAUGCGAUAAACAUGGACCCCAGUGAACUGCCAGUAGUUUCCCACUUUCGCUCCACGGAUCUGAUACAGCCGCUGAAGGAUCCCCAACCGGUGACGGCACACUUUCGGGGAAGCUUUCGCUUCCGCCGGUUCCAGUCCAACCCGGAUCUGGCAACAAACAAAUUGGUCGAACUGAAUCGUUUCGAUCGAAUUCCUUCACCCCCGGUAUGUGGUCCGGAAGUGUUGAUGCUGCACAAGAAAAUGGAAAAAAUCAAGCCUUUCGAAAAAAAGAAAGAGAAAACGCGACUAUUCGUGCUUCCCCCUAGUUUGGAGUCCGGGACGUGUCAGCAGAAAAAGGCACCGAAAACAGACCCUGGAAGCGACGCCGAAGAAAUUGACAAGCUCUGUCAAGGAUUUUCAGGUCAAAUGGUGCCCUUGAAAUAAAUACUCGAAUGCCCUCGAAUCAGCACCAAACAUCCGGGAGGUUUUGCAAAUUAAAAAUCUUUCGAAUUUUUUCACUCAACCGUUGUCAACAAACAUUUCCAGCACAGCGUGAAAUAUUUCCCUGUGUGUUCUGGAUUUCCAGCUCAGCCUGAACCGACGACGUCAUCCAUUCAGAACCGAUUUAGCGUGAAAUCAGAAAUUCAGAUCUCCUUCCUCCGCCUUCCGCCAAUCUCGUCCAUCUCUAGGCCCUGGUGAA